AUGGCGUACGAUUACCACUCACCACUCGAAAACGCGGACGAAGAGCUGGUAAAGUUCAAGAACCCGUACCUCAAAAGCAUGAGAGAUCAGAGCAUCUGUACCAUCUGGCACACCGACGCGCCUACAGAUUACAUACACAGCGCCACCACUUUCCUCGAAGCCGAAUACGCAAAUCCCGAUUCGCCCAUUCACCAAGACCCUCCACUACCUACCCUACCGAACCCCGACGACAACUCACUCAGGCCCCUCAAGACCGACGACGACGUCUUCGACGCUGCUCGCAUAUGGCUAAAAUGUCCUCUCGAUCACGCCAUCGUGAUGAAAUAUCCUACUCAACUGGCGCAACGCAACGGUGGGUGGACGAGCCGAAAGCGUAUAAAUGCCCGUGUAAGCUUGAUCAAAAUGCGCGUCGCCAGUACUGUCCUCGCCCUUUCCUCCGCCGCAUCAGGCUUUAUUCACCCUCGUCAAGCCUCCUAUAACGAGACGAGCUCUACGCCUAAUGUCGCGGCCGCACAAUAUGACGGAACCUGUUUCUACCCCGUCCCUGAUUCCAAGUUCAACCUGAACGCGUAUCUCGGUACCUGGUAUCAGGUAGCUGGUACGCCAUUCGGUCCUACGGCCGGGGCGCGCUGCGUCAGCGCAAAUUACGAACUUAACGAUAACGGUACGGUGCGCGUCACCAACACCGCGACUGUCGGCCCACGAACUGUCGACAUUGUCGGCACAGCCAAGCCCGUAGACUCUGCCUAUGGCACCGCCGGUGCUUUCGUUGUCAGCUUCCCUGGCACGCCAUCAACAGCAGAGUGCCCAGGACCGAACUACAUUGUGCAAGAUUACGCCGUCGAUUGGGCAAUUGUGCAAACUCAGAAGUGGAAUACGCUGUACAUCUUGAGCAGGGUGCGACAGCCAGCCGCUGAAAGCAUCGAUGCAUGGAUUGAUCGCGCUGUGGCUUUCGGAUCGAACGCAUCCUCGAUUAUGAAGUUCAACCAGACAAGCUGCGAGUAG
Alternaria incomplexa is the source of this 1005-nucleotide messenger RNA. RefSeq lists its product as uncharacterized. The record is from RefSeq and is a predicted model, not a curated record. The transcript is spliced from 5 exons. Bases 1 to 1005 code for a protein of 334 amino acids. Lineage: Eukaryota; Fungi; Ascomycota; Dothideomycetes; Pleosporales; Pleosporaceae.